AUGGCGGGGGUCGCAGUGUGCAUCACGGGGCAGCUGCGAGCGUGGAGGCUGGUGGCAAGCCAUCUGGUCCAGAUCGUGCGGCCGCGGAGCGGUGCGGCCGACGCCUUCUUCUGCGGUCCGCGCGACAGCGACUUCCUCUCAGCGCGCGCAUUCUUGCGGCGCAAGCUGCUGGUGGCGGAGACAAGCAUGCUCGUCUACGCGAGCGCGGUGCGGGUGGCUCCCAAUGCCACUUGCACAGCUGAGCGCCUCCUCUCUGCGUGCGACCGGGGCAACUGCAGCCGCAACGGGCUCCUACAGUUCAACGGCUCGGCGCUGCCACGGCUGUCGCGGUGCGGGUCCAGAUCGCCCACGGAGUGCAGCGGCGCGCGCUCCUUCCUCGUGCAGAGCUUCCAGCAAGCGGCGUGCCGGCGCAUGCUUCUCGCUCGCGAGGCGCGCGACGGGCGCCCGUUCAGCGCGGUCGUCCGCCUGCGUCCCGACACGGUGCUGCUGCAGCGAGGGGCGCUCGAGCAGCUGCACGGCAUCCGCCCCGCGCCCGCCGCGCACAGGGUCCUCCAUCUGUGCGACUACCUGCAAGCGGGCGGGCGCGACGCCAUGCUCGCGGUGCUGCGCACGAUGGCGUCGUACGACGCGGCCGCGGCGCGUGGGCAGGUCAUGCCAGACCUGUUCGGCGUGAUGGCCGCGCUCGCGCAGGCGGUCAAGGCGCCCUUUGAGAGGCUGGCGCUGGCGGGGAAGCCGCUGGCGUGCUGCCUGGCGCGAACGGCGCGCGACCCUGCCAACCGCUCCUCCACAUGCUUCGCCGUCGUGUGCGAGAGCGCGGGGUUCGGCCUGCGAGCCGACACGCCGCAGCCUGGCGCCCCCACGCGCCAAGCGUCGGUCACGGGGUACAAGGCGAUCACGGGUCCUGGGCCGGACGGCCUCUGGGCGGCCGCGCGCGGCCUCGGAUGGCGCUACGGCCCGUCGGCGUGCGGCGUGUGCCGGCCGGGGAAUGAAAGGAAGCGGAGCGGCGUGCGGUGA
Messenger RNA from Emiliania huxleyi CCMP1516, 1014 nucleotides. RefSeq lists its product as hypothetical. The coding region runs from base 1 to 1014 and encodes 337 amino acids. The transcript has a single exon. NCBI's taxonomy places the organism in Eukaryota, Haptophyta, Isochrysidales, Noelaerhabdaceae. The record is from RefSeq and is a predicted model, not a curated record.